UUAGGUGGCACUGACUGGCACUGUUAGGUGGCACUGAUGUGCACUGAUAGGUGGCACUGAUUGGCAGCACUGAUGGGUGACACUGAAGGGCAGCUCAGAUGGGCACGAAUAUGUGGCAUUGAUGGGCACUGGCAGGCACUGAUAUGUGGCACUGAUGGGCACUGGCAUGUGGCACUGUUCAGCACUGACAGCUGGCACUGAUGGACACUGACAGGCUGCACUGAUGGGCACUAAUGAGGCUGCACUGAUGGGCACUAAUGAAGCAGCUACACUGAUGGGCACUGAGGAGGC
Messenger RNA from Staurois parvus, 291 nucleotides. Lineage: Eukaryota; Metazoa; Chordata; Amphibia; Anura; Ranidae. The record is from the annotation of a GenBank genome assembly.